UCAUAAAAUAAUUAAAUGACACCAAUCUUAAAUUUGGAGUCAUUUCCAUUAUUCCUUUUCUUUUUCCAAGUUUUUAAAAAGCUAUGAGAAGAACAGUUUGUGAAUUCUACAUUUUAUAAAAAAUGAAUGAUUCUUGUCUGAAUUCCAAGUGGGUAUUCUUAAUUCUUGUUUCAUGGAUAUUUUAUGCAGCAGCUAAUCUUGGAAAUGUAACCGAUAAGUUAGCGUUACUAGACUUCAAGAAUCGGAUAACACAGGAUCCUCUGCGAAUCAUGAGUUCUUGGAACGAAUCAGUUCAUGUCUGCAAAUGGGUUGGUGUUUCUUGCUCUAUAUAUAAUAAUAAUAAUAAAAGAGUAACAGUCUUGAAUCUUGAAUCUCAGAGAUUAGUUGGUUCUAUACCACCUUCUAUAGGUAACCUCACUUUUCUUACAAGAAUCAACCUGAAGAACAACACCUUUUCUGGCCAACUUCCGCAAGAGUUGGGUCGUUUAUUACGGUUGAAGCAUUUAAAUUUAACAUAUAACUCGUUUGGUGGGAAAAUUCCAGCAAAUCUCAGUUACUGUAGGGAACUGACCAUAAUUGAAGCAUCUGGCAACAAACUAGUUGGGGAAAUUCCUGAACAGCUUAGUUCUUUGUCUAAGUUGGUUAUGAUUGGCUUUGGAAUUAACAAUCUUACAGGAAAUAUCCCAGCUUGGAUCGGCAAUUUCUCCAAUCUGUUAAGCAUUUCGUUCGCGUUGAAUAAUUUUGUCGGAAACAUACCUGAUGAGUUUGGCAAGCUCAAGAAAUUGAGGUUUUUCACAAUCUAUGGGAACUAUAUUUCUGGUAUAAUCCCUCUUUCAAUCUAUAAUCUCUCUUCAAUUUACUAUUUUUCUGUCACUCAAAACCAGCUUCAUGGCCAACUACCCUCAGAUGUUGGCCUGAGGUUUCCUAGCCUGAGAACAUUUAUAGGUGGUAUUAACAAUUUUACCGGUUCCAUUCCUGAAUCUUUGUCAAAUGCUUCUCAGCUUCAGCUUCUUGAUUUUUCUCAAAAUAGCCUUACGGGAACAAUUCCGAAAGGCAUAGGUAAAUUAAAAAGCUUAGUUAGACUCAAUUUUGAAAAGAAUAACUUGGGCUACAGAAAUUCUGACGACUUGAAUUUUUUUCAAUCACUAGCUAAUUGUACUAGUUUACAGUUUCUGGGUUUGGCUAAUAAUCAUUUUGGAGGAGAAUUGCCUGACUCCAUCGGUAACCUUUCUACUCAGUUACAGCUUUUAACUAUUGGAGACAACUCGAUUCAUGGAAGCAUUCCUACUGCGAUUCAGAACCUAGUUAACUUAGUUGCGCUAGGAUUCGAAGGUAACCGCCUUAGCGGAAAUGUUCCUGCUGUUAUCGGAAAGCUGCAGAGUCUAGAGGCUCUGCAUUUGAACCGUAACAGAUUCUCAGGCUUAAUUCCUUCCUCUUUAGGCAACUUGACAAGAUUGACUAGACUUUUUAUGGAGGGAAAUAGGUUUGAAGGAACUAUACCUUCAAGUCUAGGAGACCUGCAUAACCUUCAAAAUCUUUUCCUUUCUGAUAACAAUCUUAGUGGAAGCAUACCUAGAGAACUCACUUCCCUUACUUCCUUGUCGAUUGCUAUGGUCUUGUCUCGUAAUUCCUUGACUGGUUCUAUACCACUGGAAGUAGGUAAACUAAAGAAUCUUAUGGUGUUAGAUUUUUCGGAAAAUAAAUUAUCUUAUGAAAUUCCGAGCUCUCUUGGCAGUUGUAUCAGUUUGGAAUUCCUGUACUUAGAAAGUAAUGGACUUGGAGGAUCAAUUCCUGAAUCUUUGAAAGACUUAAGAGGUAUAUUAGAAUUGGAUCUUUCGGGUAAUAACUUGUCUGGAAAGAUUCCUGAGUUUUUAGGUCAAUUCUCAUCUCUGACUCUGAGGAAUUUGAAUCUCUCGUAUAACGAUUUUGAUGGUGAGCUUUCUGGAGAAGGUAUCUUCGGUAAUACAACUGUAAUUUCUGUAGUCGGAAACGAAAAACUCUGUGGUGGUAUCGCAGAGCUACACCUGCCGAAAUGCUUACAGAAAAAACAAGGUAAAUCUGUGAAUCUGAAAACAAUAAUCUCCGUAGCUAUUUCAGGUGUAAUUCUCGUUGUUGCGUUAUCUUGUGUUUCCAUUUUCUGCAUUUCAAGAAAGAAAAUUUCUGCUACACCCAAUUCUGAUAAAUCACAAUGCAUUAUCUCUUACUCGGAAAUCUUAAAUUCAACUAAUGGUUUCUCGACGGAGAAUUUGAUUGGUUCGGGGAGUUUUGGUUCGGUAUACAAAGGAGUUCUUUCUGGAAAUGGAGAAAUUGUUGCUAUUAAGGUAUUGGAUCUUGAACAACAAGGAGCUUCAAAGAGCUUUUUUGAUGAAUGCAAUGCACUAAAAAGCAUACGGCACCGUAAUCUCCUCAGGAUCAUCACCACCUGUUUAAGCAUUGAUCACCAAGGAAAUGAUUUCAAAGCUCUGGUUUUUGAGUUCAUGUCAAAUGGAAAUCUAGAUGAGCGACUUCAUAAUAAAACAGAUGAACAAGAUCCGACUAAGAGGUUAACUUUGAUCAAGCGAUUGGAUAUAGCCAUUGAUAUUGCUUCUGCUUUGGAUUAUCUUCACAAGUAUUGUGAACCCGCAAUAGUUCACUGUGAUUUAAAGCCAAGCAACGUGCUACUUGAUGAAGAUAUGACGGCUCAUGUUGGUGAUUUUGGAUUGGCUAGGUUCCUCCUUGAUUCGUCAGAAACUCAACUCCACAAAACCGAAGCAUUGUCGAUUACUUUGAAGGGUUCGAUUGGCUACGUUCCUCCAGAGUACGGAAUGGGCGGUCAAGUUUCUGCUGCUGGAGAUGUUUACAGUUACGGGAUACUGUUGCUGGAGAUGUUUACAGGAAAAAGGCCCACUGAUGAUAUGUUCAAAGAUGAUCUAAGCAUUCACAAGUUUGUUGCAGCCAUGGCUGUGCCUGAGCUCGUUCUGGAUGUUAUUGAUCCAUCAAUGCUAAUCGAAGAAGAAAAUGUGAAUGCCCGGAUCAAUACGAGUGAACUAAGGAGUUGCCUGGUUUCGGUAAUGAGUAUUGGGCUUUCAUGUUCUUCGCAAUCGCCUGCAGAGCGAAUAUCGAUGAGCAUUGUUGUCAGCAAAUUGCAGGAGACAAGAGAUUCAUUUCUCAAAUCAAAGAACAAAAAUAAAAGAAGAAUCAGAGUUAGAAACUCCAUGGGAUGCGACAAUGCAGGGCCAAGUUACACAUAAUGGUACUCAUGUUGGGUUUAAGAGUGUGCAAUAAUAUUUGUAUCUUAGCAUUAUUAAGGUUUAUUUUACUUGUUAAGUUAAUAAGUCUAUUUGGGUGAUUAUGGGUUUGGGCAUUA
Molecule: messenger RNA, 3346 nt
Organism: Mercurialis annua (annual mercury)
Lineage: Eukaryota; Viridiplantae; Streptophyta; Magnoliopsida; Malpighiales; Euphorbiaceae
Product: putative receptor-like protein kinase At3g47110
Exons: 2
Coding region: 123-3230 (1035 amino acids)
Biological process (GO): protein phosphorylation
Cellular component (GO): plasma membrane
Molecular function (GO): ATP binding; protein binding; protein kinase activity
Source: RefSeq, a predicted model, not a curated record